UGUUUUACGUAUGUUCCUAGAGAUUGGGCCUCCCUGGGGCGCGAACCCUUAGUGUUUCUCGUGCGUUCCUAUAGAUGGCCGUUUUCCUGCGGUUCCGAUCCGCAAUGUUUUAUGUGCGUCUGUUCCUAUAGAUUGGGCCUCUCCUGGGGCACGAUUCCUCCGUAGCCAUUUUGGCUCAAGCGCUCGCAUGCCGCGCCGCCUCGGCCUCCCGCCUCGGGAUGGCUGGCCUGCGCGCGGCUAGAGGGGCUGGCACGGCCGCCGACGACCUCGCGCUGCUGGUGCGCGCGGCGGUCCGCGGCGCUGUGGACGGCGGCGCGCCGCGCCGCACGGUCGCCGCAGUGGCGCGCUCUGCAGUCUCGGCCGCCACGUUCGCGGCGCGGCCGACGACGCAAGCGCACGCUGCAGACGGCCGACGUGACGAUCAUGCUGCUGAUGCCGUUGGCGAUGCCGCUCGCCCAGCUGGUGCCUCCGCGGAGGCGAAGCGGGCGCGGCGUCGGCGCCGCCGUGCGGCGCGCGCGGCUCGCAAGCAGCAGGAAAUCACCGACGGCGACGUGACGACGGCUGGUGCUGGCAGUGCUGGCGCGGGCCUGGGGCUCGCCCUGCUGCCCACGGCGAUGGCGGUCGACGGCGCCGACGACGAAGACCUCGCCUCGUUGGUCGACGACUCCUGGGCUGACAGCCUGCCCGUCGGCGGGCGGCGGCGGCCUGGGCGGGGGCGCGAGGGCAGGUGGGUCGCGGAGGCGGUGGCUGCUGGCGCGGGCGGCACGGGCUCUGGCUUGGCCGCCGCGGCGGCCGCUCCCGCGGGCGCGGCGCUGGCCCUUGCGAGGGCCCCGGGCGGGGCGGCGGCGGCGGAAGCGGCGGAUCUCGCUCGCGGAGUGGGAGGUGCUGCUGGAGCUGCUGCGUGCGGCCUCGAGCGCGCCGGCCUGGCUGGCGGCGCCGAGCCACGGCGGCGUGGGCCGAGGCGCGCGCGGGCGAAGGCGCAGGCGGAGGCGGCGAGGGCGGCGGCGGAGCUGGGCACGGCGCUCGCGGGAGCGGCGCCUGCUGGCGGCGGAGCUGCUGCCUCGGAAGGCCCUGGGGAGGUCUUCGAGCGUGCCGACUGCCUCCUUCGGCAGGCGCCUGGCUACGGGCCUCAGCUCAGCGUGCAGCUUCGGCAGAUGCUGGAGUCCGUGAGCUGGAGGCCCGCCAGCGCCGUGUGAGCUGGGGAGUGCCUACGGUGGUCUGGGCCUUUUCAGGCUCGGCACGGGGUGGAUGGUGGCUCGCGUGGCCGCCUCACCUGACGGCGCGCACCCAGGCAGCGUGGCGAGCGCGCUGCAACUUGGAGGCCGCUGUUUGCGGGGCCUCCUGGCCGCAUUUUGCGGCUCUCGCCUUCUUGGCGGCGGGGUCGGCUCGUGCCGCGCGGGCUGCCUGGUGUGUGUAAAAUUAUCCCGCUCCACGCAGUGAAUACUUGUGAUGGUCCCGGGGCCCGACGCCGCGCGAAAGCGCCAGGUGGGCACAGCUUGCAGCGCCCGGAUCUCAGGGCACCCUGCCCACGCACCCAGGCCUGGGGGGCUGCGGCCUGGGGGCGCCUCUUCGACUGCUCGCUCUGUGCUCGGGCUGCCUCGCGGCCUCGGGCCGCCCGGCAGCCCCGCGCGCGCGUGCCCAGCUGUCGGCUAAUGCCUCCGCGCCGCUGCAGUUUUCACCCCGCACUGCCUGCCGCUGCGUCGGGUGCUGACAGAAGCCCCGCGUGGCUCUGGAGGUCGUUGCGUGAUGUCCGACCCCGAAUCAAACCUCCAGGUCCGUUUCGGAGGUCGCUGCGGCGAUCGCGGCGGCCACAAAUCGGGGCAAGG
This is a messenger RNA of Prorocentrum cordatum, 1826 nucleotides long. The record is from the annotation of a GenBank genome assembly. NCBI's taxonomy places the organism in Eukaryota, Dinophyceae, Prorocentrales, Prorocentraceae.